This is a messenger RNA of Cicer arietinum (chickpea), 1319 nucleotides long. RefSeq lists its product as uncharacterized. The record is from RefSeq and is a predicted model, not a curated record. Lineage: Eukaryota; Viridiplantae; Streptophyta; Magnoliopsida; Fabales; Fabaceae.
CAAUUUGGGGAAAUGUUAGAAGGGCAAGAAAAGUGAAUGAAAAUGCAAAGGGAAAUUUGACGACGAUGAGCUGAGCACAGAGGCAGCGAGGGAAGACAACCCACUUUCGUCUUCAAAAUUAUAUUCUAUCUGAUCUUUUUCACGAACCCUAAUUCUCUGAACACGCGCCACGAUGUAUUUGAAGAAGCCAUUGUGGAGCGAAGGGAUCGAAGCUGUGAAACAAGAUUCAACUGGAUCAUCAUCAAAUCCAAAUGGUGCGGUGUCGGAACUCGUUAACUCACUACAACAACAAAGGGUAUAUAGGGAAGUCACUCUUGCUCUCACAACUGGUCUCAGAGACGCACGUGCCGGUUUCUCUUUCCUCCGUCUCCGUGCUCUCCGUUCCAUUCUCAAUUUUCUCCGUUACGUUGCUCAAUCCGAUUCUACUAUUCACCUCUUUAACCAAACCCAAUCCAUUCCCCAUCUCCAAGUGGUUCCGGUUCUCUUUCAGCACUCGCUAAAGGAAAUAGGGAAUGAUUACAAUUACAACAGGGUAGGAGAUAUGAGUCAUAUAUUUGGUGUGGAACCUAUGAAGUUAACAAGUCCGUCCACAGAUGAUGAAAUUGCACUUGCUCUUAGAGUCUUGGAAGGUUGUUGUUUGCUUCAUCCACACAGUACUGAUCUUGCUCAUCAACACAAUGCUGUUCAGGUUUUGUUGAAUAUAUUAUCCACCCGAGGAGUUCUGGAGCAAAGUGCAUGCUUAGAUGCUUUGAUCUCAUUGAUGGUGGAUUCAUCACCCAAUCAAAUGGAUUUUGAGAAAUGUAAUGGGAUUAUGGAGGUUGCUGACCUUAUAAGAGACAAACAAGUAGAUGAAAAUCUCAGGUUAAAAUGUGGAGAGUUUUUGCAGCUGCUCAUUGGACAUGUCAACGGAAGAGAUGCACCUCCUUUGGCAACUAUACAUGAAGACACAAGGCGUCUCCUAGGGGAGACGUCAGCCUCCUUGAUAUGGGCUGCCAGUCAGUUUGGCUCCACGCUGGAUCCAGAACAGAGACUAACUGCUCUCCAAAUCCAGGCUCGCAGGAUCUUAGAAUCAUUGGACUUGUAUUGAAUGUUACAAAAAAUAGUCAUGCAAUUGUAGGAAAUAAUUUUAGAGAAUGUCUCUUUGUUUUAAGUUUUUGUAUGUAUGUUAUCAUUUCUUUGAGAGACAAAUAAUCCUAAUUGUAAGUGCCCAAUGGAAAUUUUUUUCCACCAGAAUUAUACUUACUCAUUCUAUACUACCCCCAAGGGAAAAAUGUACCAUAACUAUAUUGUAUUAACGCAUUCUGUACUUUUAAGUAGAA